Messenger RNA from Umbelopsis ramanniana AG, 1874 nucleotides. RefSeq lists its product as uncharacterized. The transcript has 2 exons. Bases 165 to 1796 code for a protein of 543 amino acids. The record is from RefSeq and is a predicted model, not a curated record. Lineage: Eukaryota; Fungi; Mucoromycota; Umbelopsidomycetes; Umbelopsidales; Umbelopsidaceae. Gene Ontology annotation, molecular function: protein binding.
GUCGAGUUGAUUCGUCCCCCCCCCCACACUCAAGCACCACACCCUUUUCCCCUUUUCCUCUGAUUCUUGUUACUGUGUGUCAUGCAUUGUACGUGAACAGACCCUUCUUCCUACUUCCAAUCCACGCAAACUCUCGUCGUCAUCUGAGAAUCAUCUAGCCUGUCAUGCUCGUUGCCAUUGUGAUGUUAAGUGCAUCCUGGCUGCCGAGUCUCAUCACAGCUCAGCAGUGUAUGAAUCUACAAUCGUCACAGGCAUGUCCAGCGUAUCAGCAAUACUAUGUUAAUAUACCAGCCAAUACUACAAACUACCCAUGGCUUGCCACGGUCAGUGAUGUGCCUGGAUUUGAUCAGGCACUGGUUCAAUACGCCAAUUCCACCCAAAACUAUCUACAAUUACUAGGAUGUACCAACGGAGCCUAUCCAACCUAUAUCCCGUACGCACGUUAUUCACUCUCCAUGUUGUGCGAACAAAUCAUUCAAGAUUCUCAAGAAUGCAACGCUGUAAACAAUUUAUAUCCCGGCCCUCUGUGCUCAGACACCUGCAUGUCCUACGUUGCCAGUGUGGCGCAGAUCACAUCUAAUACCAGUCUAUGUCAACCAAGCGACCUUCGUACCUCGGAGCUGGCGGAUUUAACGAAUCGAUGCUCCACUUGGGAUGGUUACAAUGGCACUACGGCCAGAGGGUGUAUUAGUGGAAGUGCAAAUGAGCCAUUGAAUUGUGGCUUUCAAAAUGACACGGCCACUGCUUGCGAAUUCUGUCAAGAAAACAGCAGUAACUCAUGCUGCCAAUCCAUCGUGGGAUGUAACUACCACCAUGGUUUAUCAGCAGGCGCCAUUGCUGGUAUUGUCAUUGGAUGUGUGGCGGCUGUCACCGCGGCGGUGUUAAUCUAUUUUUGCUUUUGCCGCCGACCAAGGCGAUUUCAAAAGGAGUUUCCUCCAUACGUACCACCCCAAUUCCAAAAUCGGCAUCAACGGUCCUUCAAUGUUCUACGAUCGGGUAGCAAGCAAUCGUUGGUCGCCAGUUCUCCCUACGACCCUCAAACCGUCAGUACAUCUUCCGUCCUACCAGAAGAUACCACGCCGUUUACCCAUGAAAUAGAGGAGUUUUAUGUCGCCGUUCAUCCUUAUCCACCUCAAAUUGUGGAUGAACUGGAACUUCAUGUGGGCGAUGUGGUAUGCUUAGCCAUGAUCUUUGACGAUGGAUGGGGUCUUGGCUUCAAUGUAAAUACGGGUCUAAAAGGAGCCUUCCCAUUGGUAUGCGUGACGCCGGCGUCGCGUGAAGUUUUAGAGCAAGUGCUAAUGGGAGAGGAAGAGGAUACACAAGUUAUGCAUCAUGUUAAUAGCCACCGAAACGAUGAUACUUAUUCCGACGCCGCAGCAUAUGGAAGUUACAUGCUUCAUCAGAACACCUUACCUUUAAGUCACAGUGAGAAACGAGUGUCUCAAGAUAAACUGGAACUUAACAUGGAACGUAUCCGUGAAACGCUUAGACGUUCCAUGAGUCUAUCUCAGCAUUCAUCCCGACCUGUAUCCUCGCAAACGUUGGCCUCCUCCUUGUCACAUAGCAACACCAUCCCCAAACGAACUGCUAGUAUGCGAUCCGCUCAUACCAAUCCUGGCAGUGCUCCAACGACACCCACCUCCCCCAAUUCACCCAUGUUUGGUAUGACUCCAUUAUCCAACGCCUUACUGCGUUCAAGAAACUAUCAACAAGAUGAUGAUACCUAUGAAAUGCUCAACCAACAUCGUCAACGCAACGGUAGUGUUGGAAGUAACAGCUGGAUGCAAUCUAGUUGAGAUAUACUAAAAUAGUCCCCCCAUAAUAAUAAUAAAAAUAAAAAAUGAAUUUGAAGGCAUGGUCAGAGCCAAAACACA